AUGCAUGCCAGGCUGCCGUCCGCCUUCGACGGCGAAAUUGAGGCGAUCCUACACGCCCUUGCUGUUGUUGCCAGUGUGCCCUGUCGGGCUGCGCACGUGGGCGCAGACUGCGAAGCGGCCCUGACUGUUGCACAGGGACUUGCAGCCACUGCCGAGUGGGACCUCACAGCGCGAGCAACUGUUAGCAUACGCGCCCUCGUGGCAAUGCAGAGUAAGGGACUUUUUCUUCAUAAGGUGCUUGCUCAUGCGGGUUGCGCGCUAAACGGCCUCGCCGAUGGCCUGGCGAAAGCUGUUGGCAGGAAUCUGUCCCUUGAGACAGCGGGCACAUUCCAGACCCUGUGGACAGCUAUUACGGAAGGAGUUGUUGACCAUCUCUGGCUUGUGCCGCCACACCCCCACACUGCUUACAGCCUGCCCCCGCUCAAUGAAGCGGGUACUUGGGAGCGUGGCUAUUGUGAUGUUGUGGCGUCGGACGCACUCCAGCGGCCAUUUUGCAUGCCUGAGCCUGAACUCGUAGCCAAGCCAGUGCAACUUGUGACCUCCGCCCCUGGGGCACCGGAACUGCUUGCGAGGGGUCUCCGCAAACACGCAGUUGACAUCGCUGGCAUCCAGGAAACCCGCCAGCGACAAACUGGCAUUGCCACGCUCAGUGAUUAUUGGAUCUUGCAUGCGCCCUGCACUGACCAGGGCAUUGGAGGAGCUCAAAUAUGGGUGCGCCACAAUCCCCGAUGGGAUCGCCAGGCUUUCACAAUCGUUCACCAGGAGCCGCAGAUCCUGGUUGUCCUCGGAUCUUUUGACGGGGUGAGAAUGCUUCUUGUGUCCGCCCAUGCCCCACCGGCUACCACGGCAGCCGAUGUGCUACAGGACUGGUGGGGACAUCUCGCUACCACCCUCCAUCGGACCCCUGCCAAUUGCGUCCCGCUUUUCUUUCUGGAUGCAAAUGCAACGUUCAGCCGGCAGCCUCUUGUUCCGAGUACCCUUCUCUGCACGCCCCUUUGCAACAAUGCGAUGUGCCUGCAGCAAUUUGCGGCUAACCGGGCGCUCGGUCUAAGCCCGCAGUUCCUGACCAACGGUGCUCCGCUCCACUCUUGGACUAGCCCCCAGGGUCAUCGCAAACUCAUUGACUACAUCGGCAUGCCUGCUGAUUGGGAGCACACCUGCACUGUGCAGGACACUCCCCGGCUCGGGGACAUGUAUGAGGAUAUCGACCAUCAGCCAGUCCUCCUCAGGUUGGAGGCCACGGUCGAUGCGACGCCUGUGCAGCACCAUACCUGA
This is a messenger RNA of Symbiodinium sp. CCMP2592, 1275 nucleotides long. The record is from the annotation of a GenBank genome assembly. Lineage: Eukaryota; Dinophyceae; Suessiales; Symbiodiniaceae.